Messenger RNA from Patella vulgata (common limpet), 8830 nucleotides. Its product is annotated as tubulin monoglutamylase TTLL4. The transcript has 17 exons. Bases 203 to 3532 code for a protein of 1109 amino acids. Gene Ontology annotation, biological process: microtubule cytoskeleton organization; protein polyglutamylation. NCBI's taxonomy places the organism in Eukaryota, Metazoa, Mollusca, Gastropoda, Patellidae. Gene Ontology annotation, molecular function: tubulin-glutamic acid ligase activity; tubulin binding. Gene Ontology annotation, cellular component: cilium. The record is from RefSeq and is a predicted model, not a curated record.
CUGGGUUCCUUAGCAUCAUGGCUGUUGUUUACAUCAUGGCCGACCAGAAGUUAUUUUGGCAGCAGCUGGUGUUUUAAGUCAUUGAAUGGCACACAAGAAAUCGAUGUUUGCUUAAUUACCAUAUAACUUAUUAUGUUUAAACAGUCAUAGUUAAGCCCAGAAAAAUGGAUACAGGUUAAAUUGCCAAAGCCUUGCGUCUAUCAUGAAUACAGAUCUAGACCAUCUGACACACAGCUUAGACGAUCUGUCAGUCAAAAAACAAUUACCGCGACGUCAACAAACACAAAAACCCAUUUUAAAAUACAACACUGAGAUCUCCAAACCUGUUCAGCUUAGCAACCAUAAUGAUGCCACUUCUGUUCAGCAAGAUUCCCAACAAUCACCUGUUUCUAUUAAUGGCGACCCCACGCCAGCUGCCGACCCCAUAUAUAGACGUGGAGUCUCUCCAGGAAGACACGUCUAUUCUAUUAAAUCUUCUCCAAAUUCCACAAAACCAAAUACUGUUUUGACUCCUAUGAAACCAGGAUCAUCAAAUCCUUAUUCUAGACCACUUAGUGCCAAAGAUGUUCAAACAGUUCAUACGCAUAGUAGAAUCAAAAAGAGUCCAAGCACAUCCAUGAUGAACAACCUGCCUAAUGGUGGCAUUGUACGUGAGGCGCAUAUCAGUGUCACAGAACAAGCUGCUCCCAUACAACAUAACACGUUCAUGAGACCAUCUAGCGCUGUUCACCGAGAAUCACAUCUUCAACGAGUUCAGUCUGCCAAAAAAUUCAGAUGUAAGAUAGCUGAUGCACAAAAGGUUGAACCGAUUUCAACAGGCGACGAACCAGCUGUGAGUGGUAAAAACAGCUUCCGAGAAAAAUUGGAUAAAAAAUCCAUAACUUACAAAGCAGCAUUAUCUCAAGCAACCUCAGAAAUAAAAGUUCAACCCAAGCCACCUACAUCACCUCAAAAACAUUCACGGCCACCUUCUAACAAAACACCCACAUCCUUCGAAACGCUUUCCCGAGUCAGAAACUUAAAUUAUACUCCAACUAAGCCUUAUGAUGAAGUCAGUAACCUUUAUUCCCAUUCUCUAAAUCCUGCUGCCAUCUUGGAAUACACCAGCACUAGACCAAAUAAUUCCACAAGCGGACAAAAUUUUGGUAGCACCAACUCUUUACAUAAUAUUCCUAUUAACAAGACCAGAAGCUUAACUGCCACAACCACCCUUAACACCGAAAUAAACUCUCACACCUUGAUUAAACAACCAUUGAACUCUGGAACAGUCUAUUAUAAAAAGGGUUCAAAAGCCGAGGAACGAAUUCAUGAACAGAGACCGAAAGCUGAAGGAUCACUUUGCUUUACGAAGGAGAAAAGAAUGGAGAAACCAAAUAUUGAUGAGGAUAUUGAUGAGAUGGAAGAAGAUGAUGAAUCUGAAGACUACACCCCAUCAGGAGAGAGAUUGCCUGGAGAUGGUGAAGCCAGCUGUGAAGAUGAUGAUCUGGAUGAUGAAGAUGAUGGUAUUGAUGGAUUAGAUGAUGACUGUGUAGAAUCAGAUGAAGAAGGUGAAUCUGAUGGUUACUCGAUCACUAGUAGUCUGUCUCGUCAAUCGGUACCUACUCGUACAAUAUCUACCGUUAAAGUUAGACGUCCUUCAACAGCCGUCUCUACUCGUAGCGUCAAAACUGAUGCAAAAGUCAAACCAUAUUCCAGUACUAGUGAUACAACUGUACAGUCAGGUCUUCGUCCUAGUCUAUUUCCAAAUAUACCUCCAACUAUAAACUUUAUAGCUGAAAAUGAGAAGGUGGAACAGUUGCCAUGGGAAAUACGUAAAUUAUUAAAAUGGAGAAUGAGUCCCAUCACACCUAACAUAGUCAAAUCAGCUUUAGCUAGAGUCGGAUUUCGAAUUUCUAAAAAGAAUCAUGAUUGGUUGGGAUGUUUUGGUAAACACAUGAAAUCACAGGGUUUUAAAGCUAUAAAAGAAUAUCAGAAGUUAAAUCAUUUUCCUGGAACUUUCCAAAUUGGUCGUAAAGAUCGAUUAUGGAGAAACUUAGCAAGGAUGCAGGUUCACUUUGGAAAACGUGAGUUUGGAUUUUUCCCACAGACAUAUGUUCUACCACAAGAUCUAAAACUUUUAAAGAGAGCUUGGGAAGAUGGUGGCAAUAAACAGAAGUGGAUUAUUAAACCGCCUGCUUCUGCUAGAGGUAUUGGAAUCAAAGUUAUUCAUAAAUGGAACCAAAUACCACGACGACGACCUGUCAUAGUUCAAAGAUAUUUAUCUCGUCCAUAUUUGAUAAAUGACAGUAAAUUUGAUAUGAGGAUUUAUGUUUAUGUCAGCUGUUAUGAUCCUUUACGUAUUUAUAUCUAUGAAGAUGGACUCGCUAGAUUCGCUUCAUGCAAGUAUUCGUCAUCAAUGAAAUCAUUGAACAAUAAAUACAUGCAUCUAACCAACUACAGUAUAAAUAAACGUAAUUCAGAUUAUCAGAGUAAUACCGAUGAUUCUGUCUGUCAAGGACAUAAAUGGAGUUUGAAAUCAUUGUGGAGUUAUAUGAAGAAACAGGGUAUAAAUACAACUGCUAUAUGGGAUACUAUUAAAGACUUGGUUAUCAAGACUAUCAUAUGUGCCGAUAGUUCUAUAAACAGUAUGAUAAAGUCUAAUGUGAAAAGUCGUUACUCUGUACAUGAGUUGUUUGGUUUUGAUGUGAUGUUAGAUGAAGCUUUAAAACCAUGGAUUAUAGAAGUGAAUAUUUCACCUAGUCUUCAUUCCAAUUCUCAGUUAGAUGUAAAUAUCAAGGGUCAGAUGAUUAAAGAUUUGUUUAAUAUCGCGGGAUUUCUGGUACCAGAUAAACAAGAUGUUGCGUAUAGUUCAUCAUCCACACAGAUAACAGAUUUCAGUUCCCAUGUGCCAUCAACAAAUUAUUGUAUGGAUAAACGCUUAUUUACAUCUAUAUUUUCAUCUGAUGAACGAGCUAAACAUGCUUACUAUUGUCAGCGCAGUCAAGAUGAGCAAGCGCUGCAGACAGUGUUAGAUAUUAUAACACCUGAUGACAUGAGAAUGUUAACAUCAAGUAUAGAUGAAGAUAGUCGUAAAGGAGGAUUUCAGCGAGUAUUCCCCACCCCUACCACACAUAAAUACCUCCGUCUAUUUGAACAGCCCCGGUAUUAUAAUCUAUUAUUAGAUCAGUAUAUUAAACGCUUCAAUAGGAUGGAACAAAAAGGAAUAGCGUUAUUAUCAUCAUUCUGUGAAGACGACGAACAUCUACAGAAUCCAUCAGAAAAUCCUAUACAUCAAUGGAAUCCACCGAACGCGACAACGCUGACAUAUCGAGAUCAUCGUCUAUUUAGUGCUCCGUUAAAUAAACCAAAUAAACUGGAAGCUAACACAAAACAAAGUGCCUCAACUUCACAACUUCCAAAGAUGCACAAAAAGAUUCCCCGUGUAACUCCAUUAAGAUGUCUGUCUCAGUCACCCAGUACUUCAUCUCUUCCAUCCAGUCAUCCAUCUCCCUCAAUAGCAUCUUCAAGGUAUCCAAUAAAUGGAGCCCGAUGACAGUCCGUCCGCCUGCCCCCACUUCAGCAUGAAUUUUUUGGUCAGCACAAGAUGUUUUCAACGAAGCGCUAUUUAAGACAUAAUUUAAGUCUGCCGAUAUCAGGGAGAAAAUCUAACGAUACAUGACAUGAGCUAAACAUGACUUUAAAAUCAAUCUGUCUCACAUACACAGUUAUAAAUCAUAUCAUCUUGCGGGCAGAAGGUCUGUCUUAUAAACAUGGCUUUCAAUUUAAUAUGGUGAAUUCUGUUGGUCACGUCUGUUUGAUGUUUGAAUAAGCCAUAGUUUGUUAAAUUAAUCUACUUUUGGCUCAUUUGCAGCAUGUAAUUAUUAUUUGUUGAUUAAAACAUGCAUCAACUUGUCAUCUAAUCCUUAAAGAUAUUUUCCCACAAAAGUAUUUAUCGGGUGGUUAUUUCCAAUAAAAGUAUGGCAAAUUUGGUAUAUAUGGAAAGUAGAAACAUCCCGUCCAUGGAUUCCCUGAAAAACACCCAUGGGGCGCAUACAGGACAAAAAUGUAAAGGUUUCCCUAACAGGCAACCUGACGCUUAGGGAUGUCUGCUUGAGUGAUGUCAGAGGUUGCAUGCAAAGAUUGUCUGAUCUCUCAGCGUUAGGUAGCGUUUGAUGUAUAUGUUGAUGUAUUCCUCGCGAAUAUAAUGUUUUGAAAGGUAUUUGAAGCAAAAUUUUGAUGAAUUAAUUAGUUUGAAUAUGUUUUUAGUCCAAAUAUAUCAUCAAAUCACCCAGUUUGUACACGGGAAGGUAUCUUCAACAGUCAUUCCAAGUAAAGAGUAUAUUUCUUAUUGAAUAUUUUUAAAUUUUUGGGUGAAAUCAUGGCUAUUCUACUGAAAACAGAUCGUGAUUGGUCAUAAUGCAUCCUAUUAUAAUUGGCUCCUGGUGUCAAAUAUGCUUUUUGCUCAAAUAUUUUUCUUCAGGUAAUAUUGACCUGAAACUCCGAGGCAUUUAACAUUUGACUGAUAACAUUAGAACAUGUGGUAUAGAUAUAUUACACUGCACCAUUUCAACUAGAUUUCACAACUCUCAUUUGCGAGCAAAAAACACAACUAAAUUACUAAAAUACCUUUUUUUUCUUGAAAAAUAACUUGUGAAAUUCUGUUGAAAUGUUGCCGGAUAACAACCAUAGUGAUUAGAUCCAUAUCAAAUAUUCUAGUUAAUACUUGGAGUUGAAUAAGAUAUUUUUCUAUGAAAAUAAAAAUUGCUCAAAAACCAUCAGCAGCUUUAUUUUUGAAUAUUAUGUAAUAUUUAUGUAAUAAAAUCAUAUUUAGUAUUGAUAUAUUUAUAUAACAGUUCUAACAAAUUAUUAUUUUGGAAAACUAAUCCAAUCGUAUGUCAACGUUAGGGUUGAUCAUAUUGUUAUUUUUGUGAAAGUAAUAUAUAUAUUUCAAUUUUAACCUUAAAGGAGAUAAAACUCUUUGAUUUAGGCCAAUAUAAAGUAUUGAUGUUGUUAUUUUGAUUAGUGAUACGAUGAGGUUCUAUAUGAUAAAACUUUUGUUUUUGACAGAUCAGUAUGUGACCUGUGAUAGCAAAAUGAGCCGGAAGUCCUGAGUCUUUUACGAUAUGAACAAAAGUAUUAAAAUAGGCUAAAGAUAUCUUUUUAUUGAUAUAGCACGAAAAGGUAAAAAUUGAGAUUUGACAAAUAAAGCAAUCUAAAUUUUUUUUUUAUAUCUUUAGAUUGUUUCGACAUUUUUGUUCAUAUUGCCUAGGCUAUCGUAAAAAAUGACAUGCGAUUUUUGAUUCGUUUUGCUGUCAAAGAUAAUAUACAAGUUUGAUUUUUGACUAAGAAAAUCAUUUCCUUCUUAACUUUGGUUUUAUCUAUAGACACAUUGUCAUCUUCCAAAACAAAGCCAUAUAUAAAAUCCAUUGAAUCGACAAUUAUAAUUUUGACCUAAAUUAAAAAGGUCUACUCCUAGCCAUUUUAAGUAUUCUUAAUUUGAUCUGUGCCUUGUUUAAACUAAUUUUUAAAAACAUUUUUAGACCAAUUUUUUACUGAAACCUGUGAUUAUUUAUAUUUUAUAUUUUUUGCCAAAAAUUAAGAUACAGAAAUUACAGAAUGUCAAAGGUUGGUUUGUGAAAUAUUUAUUAGAUACAUUUAGACAUGAAGCAGUCCAGUUGCUUCAGUUUUAAUUUGUCUGAUAACUGGUUCAUUUUGCUUCUUUCACAAUGACUUUCUUUCAAUUCAAUUACUUGAGAUCACUUGUAUACAAAGCUGUUAAAAAAUCAAUAGUUUCUCACAUUCAGUGUAAGAUUUGAUCAAAUUACUUUGGAGCUCAUCCGACAUAAAUUAAUGUCGUACUGGACUAGAAUUUGAUGUUUGUUCAUUAAAGAAAAAAGUUAGAUCAACAUUAUUGUCUAAUUGACAUGAUUAUAUCUGUUUAAAAAUUGUAGGAAUAUUAUAAAGUAUUUUAAAAUGGUAUUUAAAUUCAAAUAUGAUUCCAUAUAACGAUUAUUUUUAUUUGUCAAACAAUUAAUAACAUAAUAAUUAUAUUUAUAUGUGGGUAGGCGGAGAAUGCUAUUUAUUUUUUAUUUAAUAUUUAGGUUAAUUAUCAUUUGUAUUUAUUUCAUGUUAUAUCAAAUUAUUUUUAUUAUUGAGAGCCACAGUGGGUAUGACGCUGGCUCGCUAACCUGGAGGUAUUGGGUUUGAUCCCGGUGUUCCUUUGGAUAUUCAGGUGUGGUGUCCCCUGGUCAGUUGUGCAGGACGAAGGGUCUGGCAAGGAACAGUGUCUAGUCAUUCGGAUGGGACGAAAAACCGAGGUCCUGUGUACAUGUUGGCGUGCACGUUAAAGACCCGUUGACAGUUGGAAUUCGUAGUAAGAGUAGACCGUAACGCUUCUUUUUUUUGUGUAAUAACUUGCAUCAUUAUAAUAACAGUAACAUUAUAUAAACUAAGUUCCAUGAUGUCAUGAAAUUCCGGUAUAAAUUUCAUAGUUUAUUGAAAGAAUUUAAUUUAACUGUAUUUGUAUUAAGUCAGGUAUUAUUUUAUGGAAUAAGAUUGAGUCACUUUAAUAUCUCAAGUAGUUUAAGAUCUCAAUUAUUUAAGGGGUAUAGAUCGAAUUACAGGUAAAGCCAAAUAAUAUUUUAUACUCUAGCUAUCUGUUGGUGCUCUGAUUUUUAUGUCAAAUACAUGGGGUAAAUAGAUUGUAUUUGUAAAAAGUAAUUUUGAUAGUUAACAGACCUAGAAAUAAUUUUAUUAGAUAAACCUAAUCGUUUAAAUUUUGAACAUGUAUAAAAAUAAGAAUAACAACAGACAAAGCUUUAAAGUAGAUUUCCAGACUUGUUGAUGGUAUGUAUGAUAUGUCAAUAUAAAGUGGGUACAUAGCACUAGUUUAAUAUAUAAGGAUCUCAUUGUAAUGUAGUGGUGUUUUAGUAAGCUAUAGUGUAUAAGCGUCUGGCUAACAUAGGCAUAAUCGGUUGACAACAGUGUUAUAGUAACAUAGAUGUUACAGUGACCCUGUGGUGUAUAGUAUGAGUCAACAGUGUGGUAAAUAAUCAGAUUAUAAACUAAGGAUUUAAAAAUUAGAAUUUUAAUCCAUAUAAAAGCUGAAUCUAUAAACUUUUAAUUAAAGUUUCCAUGAAUGUGUCAUUUUUGAGUUGGGUUGGUCUCUGCUUCCACCCCAAUCAAAUCCAUAAAUUCCUUGAUUCACGCUUGGUACAUCACCAUCCAUGUCAUCUAGGUGCCUUGAUCUUCCCAUCCAGUUAGCUACACUUGCCUCAUCCAUAGAAAACUUACGGUCAAGAUAUGUCAUCUAAAGUCAGGUACAAGGCCUCAUAUUUAGAUAUUCUCAAAACUCUCAAAAAAAUGAUUUUUCUAAAAAUUAUUUUUCUAAUAGAAAUAUUUUAUAUUUGAUCCAAAGCGUGGUUUUUUUUUAUUAUAAAUAAUGAUACCUGCUAUCAGAGUUUAUGUUAUUGUGUUUUAUAGAACCAGUAUUUACAUUUUUUUAAUUUAAUAAUCCUAAGUGCUAAAAUAAAUUUGUGAUAUUUUUAUUUUGCAUUCCAUAGACAAUUUUCUUUCAUUUGUUUGUACUUGUCUGUUAUGUGUAUAUGAUAGAACAAGAACUACUAUGUAUAAAUAUUUAUUAGUAAAACAACUUUCAUUCAUUAUUAAUAAUGCCAUACUACCUUGUAUUUCUGGUUCAAUGUUUAAUGCCCCUGUCUGGUUACUUGUUUUAAGUUUAUAAUUAAAGAGUGAUUGUAAAAGUACUUUGUCUUUUUCCAGAUUUAUUUAUCAUAGGCGGGAGGGGUGGGUGGGACAAAUGAGAUCAUUAGGUGUCUGUCAACUGGCGUGGUUUCAAUUCCAAGCUUAUAUGUGACAAGGAGUAGGCUCAUCUGUCCAACCUCAUAGGUUUUCUCUGGGUCCCUCCCAUUUCUAAAGACCCCCUAAGCGCAAGCAAAUUAUUAAAACGAAAUUGAACCAUAUGUUAGUCCCGAAAGGACCUAGUUUGUGUUGAGUGGAUGUGAAACCUAUUUCUCUCUCUCCUUUAUCAUGGGGUAUAAUUAAUAUCGUUUUCUUUCAGGGUUUAAACCUAAUAACAUUCCAAAUCAUAUUUCAACUUGCCAGAUUAUUUGUUUGUGUUUUUUUUUUAAGCUAUAUACUUGUUUGUCUUGUUUGUUGUUUUUUGUGCAUUUCUCCUGUAUCAUUGAUGUUACAUGUUUUGUCUGAUAUUUUCCUAGUUUGUCGGUUUGUUAUUGUGUUAGUAUAUAGGUAUUUAAAAUCUAUAGUGUGGGGACUGUAAAAUUAUUUAAUGCAAUGAAGAGAAUUUUCAAUAUCCUAAUUUCAAAUAUGACCUCACAGAAAUACCAGAUCACUGGUGUUUGAUAGAUGGAAUAUAAAAAUUGGUUGCCAGUCUUCAAAACACAUUCCAGCAGCACCAAGUAACAGGAGCAUUUAUAUGCUUAAUGUUUGCAAAUUUGUCAAACCUAGUCAGAUUGUCAAAAUCUGUGUAGCCUAUAAUUUGUCUCUGUUUUUAGUUAAUAUAUGACAAAAUAUCCUUCAUAUAAAUUGAAUGUAUAUUACAUAAAGGGGAUAAAUAUUGACAAUAGUAAUCAAUAACUUAUUAAUUUAUUUAUCUGAUCUCUCAAUUCAAGAAUUAUUUUUUAUAAAUGAUUUCAAAGAAGUAUUAUCAAUUUUAUUUUUUUAAUUUGUAGCUUUAUUUAAUAGAUUUAUAAUGUAUAAAAAUAUAAAUUAUGUAUAUUAUUAUUUAUUAAUCGUCUAUCAGCAUUAAUUAUGAUAUUAUGAAUGUAAAUACAUACCUACUGAUAAUUCAUGCCUAAGCUAUACAAUUAUACAA